Acanthocheilonema viteae is the source of this 1131-nucleotide messenger RNA. The record is from the annotation of a GenBank genome assembly. Lineage: Eukaryota; Metazoa; Nematoda; Chromadorea; Rhabditida; Onchocercidae.
AUGAUCGAUAAUUUACAGCAAAACAUGGGCAGACCGAAAAAGCUUGAUAGAAGUGGAAGCAAUCGACAACGAUCUAGUGAUAGUGACAGUUAUGGAAGGCGUACGCGAAGCAGAAGUCGAGAUCGACAUAUGAGCAAGAGCAAGAGUAGAGGUCGACGCAAUAGCAGGAGCAGGAGUAGAGAUCGACGUAAUAGCAGUAGUAGAAAUAGGGAUCGACAUAGUAGCAGGAGCAGGAGUAGAGGUCGACGUGAUAGCAGGAGUAGGAGUAGAGGUCGACGUGAUAGCAGGAGCGUAAGUCGAGGUCGGCGUUAUAGCAGGAGCAGAAGUAGAGGUCGACGUAAUAGCAGGAGCGUAAGUCGAGGUCGGCGCUACAGCAGGAGCAAAAGUCAGGAACGACGUUAUAGCAGGAGCAGAAGUGCAGAUCGGCGUAGUAACAGAAGCCGAAGUCAUGGAAGACAAGGAAGCAAAAGUAAUGGGAGACGACGUAGUCGAGAAAGGAGUCAAAGCUAUCUUUGGCGUGGUCGAGAUCGAAGCAAGAGUAAAAGCAAUGAGAAAAUUGAGAGAGACAAACAUGAUAAACGGAGCACGAGACAUGGACAUUCAAAACAGCGGGGCAGAACUAGCCAAGAAAAAAUGAAAGAUACAGCGAAGGAAAUAGAAAUGAUGAAGUCACGAAUGCGUUCUGCUCUUGAAUCUGCACAAGGAAAAAUGGGUGAUCUCGUUGAAGCAAGAGGUGUGUUAAAUGAAUCACAUUUAACUAUGGAUCUUACAGUUAUGGAGACAGUUGCACGACAUCGCGAUAUUGAACGUAUCGAAGAGGAAAGCUUUCAUCAAUCUACAUUUGUUUCUUCUUCUGGAGGAGCUGGUGGAAGAGUUAGAAAAGAGGAUAUGACUAAUCAUACAGCAGUGGUGACGAAGAAGGAAGACGAACAUGAUAAAGCAAUGUUUGGUCCAAAAUGGCGAGAUGCCGAGAAAAAAUAUAGUGAGGAGACAAGAGAAACAAUUACAGAUGUUGAAGUCGAUAAGGAAAUACCUCUUGCUAAUGCACGGUUUUAUGAAGAUUGUGCUAUACGUGAAAAACGUUGGUUGAAGAUAUAUCGUGAAAGACGAACAAAGUUGUUGGGUUUGUGA